Anopheles maculipalpis is the source of this 677-nucleotide messenger RNA. RefSeq lists its product as uncharacterized. The transcript is spliced from 3 exons. The record is from RefSeq and is a predicted model, not a curated record. NCBI's taxonomy places the organism in Eukaryota, Metazoa, Arthropoda, Insecta, Diptera, Culicidae. Bases 19 to 486 code for a protein of 155 amino acids.
AAAAUCACACACAUCAAGAUGCGUUCGUUCACCGUUAUUGCUGUGCUGGCGGUCAGCUUCUGCUACGCCCAGGCCGCUGACGAGCCCGCGUCCAAGGAAUCGACCACCGUCGCUGCCGAGGGUGGAAAGACCUACAAACGACUCAUCCCUGCUGACGUUCUGCGAGAUUUCCCCGGAAUGUGCUUCGCCUCGACCAAAUGUGCCACGUUCGAGCCGGGCCAGUCGUGGGAUCUAACUCCGUUCUGUGGUCGCUCCACCUGCGUCCUGUCUGACGAUGCCCAGCCACGUCUGCUGGAGCUGGUAGAGGACUGUGGACCACUGCCACUGGCCAACGACAAGUGCAAGCUGGACACCGAGAAGACGAACAAGACGGCCCCAUUCCCGUCCUGCUGUCCUUCCUUCACUUGCGAACCGGGCGCGAAGCUGGAGUAUCCAGAAAUUAAGACUUCGCCCGAAUCGGCCUCAGAGCAGCCAGCCAAGAACUAAGCGCUAAGCCACGUUUGUAUGUAUGUGGCACUGUUUGUGCUAAGUGCAAUCAGGCCAGUGGCAAGCAAGCUAAAGCAUCUUAAUCUACGCCCCUUUCGAACGGCACGUUUGUGGCGUAAUGGUCCUAUCCUAAGAAUAGAACAAAACAUUUAAAAAAUAACGAAUGCCUCAAAAUAACAUAACCAUAAAAA